Penicillium angulare is the source of this 696-nucleotide messenger RNA. Its product is annotated as PaaI family thioesterase. Bases 1 to 696 code for a protein of 231 amino acids. The transcript has a single exon. The record is from RefSeq and is a predicted model, not a curated record. Lineage: Eukaryota; Fungi; Ascomycota; Eurotiomycetes; Eurotiales; Aspergillaceae.
AUGGCUGACCCGGAACCCGAGAUCGCCCACUUCCGCUCCCAUCAAUGGGCCAAUUCUCUAAUAUCCUCGGAGGACUUCAUCCCAAUCCCUACGGAUUCCCGGAAAAUCAAGCCCUCAACCGGAGAAGACGGUUAUUUUGCCAACACGCUAGGGACUCCAUCUACCAUUCCACAUGUACUCACUUUAAUGCGUCGCGACAUUCCCGGCGCGCCCGCCGAGACUCCGACCUGGCUCCCCGCAACAAAACAAGAUGCAGCGGCCACGGCAAAACCCACUCCAGCCGUGAACCCGGCGGAUGUCCUCAUGAUUUUUGAUCUUGGGAAUCCUGGUCUCUCGGGUCAUCCGUACACUGUGCACGGCGGCCUUGUAGCAACGCUUAUAGAUGAGGCCAUGUCUCUUGCUGUUGCGGCGCAUACCCGUGGACCGGGUGCAAAGAUGACUGUGGAAGAGAACCCCCGCGGAAAGGUCUUUACAGUGCAGCUUGAUGUCCGAUAUAAACAGCGGGUGGUCACGCCUGCUUUGCUAGUUAUACGGGCUAGAGUUAUCGGGCGUGUUGGCAAGAAGUUCUGGGUAAGGGCUCAGGCUAUACAAGAGGAUGAAGAGGGUGCUGGUGGCCAUUUAGAGUGGGCGAAGAGAAAGGUUGUCAAGGCCGAUGCUAUGGCUUUCUGGAUUGUGGUGCCUGAUGAGAAGCUUUGA